Asparagus officinalis (garden asparagus) is the source of this 2084-nucleotide messenger RNA. RefSeq names its product splicing factor 3B subunit 2. The transcript has 18 exons. Gene Ontology annotation, cellular component: U2 snRNP; U2-type spliceosomal complex; catalytic step 2 spliceosome. The record is from RefSeq and is a predicted model, not a curated record. Gene Ontology annotation, biological process: mRNA splicing, via spliceosome. NCBI's taxonomy places the organism in Eukaryota, Viridiplantae, Streptophyta, Magnoliopsida, Asparagales, Asparagaceae. Bases 1 to 1719 code for a protein of 572 amino acids.
AUGGCGGAUCUCAAGGGGGGAUCCGCUCGCCACGGCGGAUCGAGCAGAAGAAGGACAGGCUCUGCAGAGAGCGAUCGGAGCCGGAGCGCGGCGGAAGCAGAAGGCAAAGAACAACAAAACCUUGGCGCGGCCGACGCGGCGACUGAGAGCCGAAGGCCGGUGAGUGACGAUAAGGAGAACUCAGAGCCUCUAAAUGAGAUAGCUGAGUCAGUUGAAGUGGAAUAUGUUCCGGAAAAGGCAGACGUAGAGGAUGCUUUUCUUGAGGAGUUCAAGAGCGUUUUUGAGAAGUUCUGCUUCAAAGAUUCUAGUGCUAGUGCUGAGGAGGAUGCUCAGAAGGACGAGGUGGCUGCAAAUGAGGCAGCUAAGAAGAACGGUAAUUCUGAUUCGGAAGACGAGGAGCAAAAUGCUGAGCAGAAGGAGAAAGGUGUUUCUAACAAGAAGAAAAAGCUACAAAGGAGAAUGAAAAUAGCAGAAUUGAAACAAAUAUGUUCAAGGCCUGAUGUGGUGGAGGUUUGGGAUGCAACCGCAGCAGAUCCAAAACUACUCGUCUUCCUGAAGUCAUAUAGGAACACCGUACCUGUUCCAAGGCAUUGGUGUCAAAAGCGCAAGUUUCUACAGGGAAAGCGUGGUAUUGAAAAACAGCCUUUCCAACUUCCAGAUUUCAUUGCUGCUACUGGAAUAGAGAAAAUAAGACAGGCAUAUAUUGAGAAAGAAGACAGCAAGAAGCUAAAACAAAAGCAACGUGAGCGUAUGCAACCAAAGAUGGGGAAAAUGGAUAUCGAUUAUCAGGUUCUGCAUGAUGCAUUUUUCAAAUAUCAGACUAAACCAAAGCUUACAACACAUGGUGAUUUGUAUCAUGAAGGAAAAGAGUUUGAGGUCAAACUGAGGGAAAUGAAACCAGGAAUGCUGUCACAUGAUCUUAAAGAAGCUCUUGGCAUGCCAGAUGGUGCUCCUCCUCCUUGGCUUAUUAAUAUGCAGAGAUAUGGUCCUCCGCCAUCUUACCCACAUCUGAAAAUACCAGGACUUAAUGCUCCUAUUCCUCCUGGAGCCAGCUUUGGUUAUCAUCCUGGAGGUUGGGGAAAACCUCCUGUUGAUGAAUAUGGCCGGCCAUUGUAUGGUGAUGUUUUUGGGGUUCAACAACAAGACCAACCUAACUAUGAGGAAGAACCAGUUGACCGAAGCAAACACUGGGGAGAUUUGGAGGAAGAAGAGGAGGAGGAGGAGGAAGAAGAGGAAGAACAAAUGGAAGAAGAGGAAAUGGAGGAAGGCAUUCAAUCAGUUGAUAGCCUUUCAAGCACCCCCACUGGUGUUGAAACUCCCGAUGUUAUUGACCUACGAAAGCAACAGAGAAAGGAGCCAGAGAGACCUCUUUAUCAGGUUCUGGAAGAGAAGGAAGAGAGAGUUGCUCCUGGGACUCUGCUUGGAACAACUCACACUUAUCUGCUCACUGAUAAAGACAAAGACAAAGCAGCUGCUGCUAAAAGGGUUGAUCUUCUUCGGGGUCCAAAAUCAGACAAGGUGGAAGUCACCAUCCAACCAGAGGAGUUGGAGGCUAUGGAUGAUGUUUUGGCUGCCAAGUACGAAGAAGCACGUGAGGAGGAGAAGCUGAGGAACCAGAAGGAAGACUUCAGCGACAUGGUUGCAGAGGCCGAGAAGAAGCGAAAACGUAAGAUGCAGGAUAAGGAAGGCAAAUCGAAGAAGAAAGAUUUCAAGUUUUAGUUUAUAUAUCGAGCCGAGAUGGCGGCAUGGAAGUUUCCAACUGUUGAUGUACCUUGUACUCUUGAGUACGUAACUUGUAAAUCACUUAGCGCUCUCAGUAAACCUAGUUUUGCGUAUGAAGAUUGAGAAGUUGCUACGAUUGUGGUGCUCGAGGAAACUGACAUGUUACCUUAUUUUAUGGCUUUACUUCCGUAGGCAGAUCAUGCCAUUUUAUGUUUUAGAUGUCAAAUUGAUGUUGUUCAUCAAUCAUAGAAUGUGAAUCAAGCAAUUCUACUUGUAUGGUAGUAAUUGCCCUAAGAGCAUGUAUGGCUACUAUUUAUAUCUUUGAACCCUUACAAGUUAAGUUACUUAUUCUCAAAACUCAA